CUCUUUGUCUUCGUCUAUACAACCAUGUCGAUUUUCGGACUUCUCUUUUUUCUCAUGACGAUAGUCUCCAUUACUCUUACCUCCUCCCAACCUUCCCCGGGCUACUAUCCGAGUUCUAAUGUUCCCACCAUAGACUUCGACCAUGAAUAUCGAAAUCUUUGGGGCUCGCAACACCAAUCUCUUAAUCAAGGAGAGUUAACUGUCUGGCUCGAUCGAUAUUCAGGAAGUGGAUUCAAGUCAUUGACUUCUUACAACUCGGGUUACUUUGGGGCCAACAUCAAACUUCAUCCGGGUUAUACUGCUGGAAUUAUCACUUCACUAUAUUUGUCAAACGCUGAGGACUUCCCGGGGAAACACGACGAAAUAGAUAUUGAGUUUUUGGGGACGACCACCGAUAAGCCUUAUGUGUUGCAGACAAAUGUGUUCAUAAGGGGUAGUGGGGAUGUGAAUAUUAUUGGAAGAGAAAAUCAAAUUCAUCUUUGGUUUGAUCCUACUCAGGAUUUUCAUCAUUAUGCAAUCCUUUGGAAUCCUGAUGAAAUUAUAUUCUUUGUGGACGAUGUGCCCAUUAGAAGGUAUCCAAAGAAGGAUGAGUGGACAUUCCCAAACAGACCCUUAUGGGUGUACGGUUCUAUUUGGGACGCUUCAUCAUGGGCCACAGAACAUGGAAAAUACAAGGCGGAUUAUAAAUACGAACCUUUUUAUGGUAGGUAUCGUAACUUUAAAAUCGGUGGUUGCCCCGUUAAUGGGGCCGACUCAUGUCAUGCACCAUGGGGAACGCAAUCAGGCCCCAUUGGUUUGAGCCCGGAGCAAUAUUCAUCCUUGAAUUGGGUCCAAAGUAACUAUUUGGUGUACGAUUAUUGUCAUGAUCCGACCAAAGAUCGUAGUUUAAUACCGGAGUGCUAG
Messenger RNA from Impatiens glandulifera, 903 nucleotides. Its product is annotated as xyloglucan endotransglucosylase/hydrolase protein 31-like. Gene Ontology annotation, cellular component: apoplast; cell wall. Gene Ontology annotation, molecular function: xyloglucan:xyloglucosyl transferase activity; hydrolase activity, hydrolyzing O-glycosyl compounds. The record is from RefSeq and is a predicted model, not a curated record. Gene Ontology annotation, biological process: cell wall biogenesis; xyloglucan metabolic process. NCBI's taxonomy places the organism in Eukaryota, Viridiplantae, Streptophyta, Magnoliopsida, Ericales, Balsaminaceae. The transcript is spliced from 4 exons. The coding region runs from base 25 to 903 and encodes 292 amino acids.